This is a messenger RNA of Durusdinium trenchii, 4501 nucleotides long. Lineage: Eukaryota; Dinophyceae; Suessiales; Symbiodiniaceae. The record is from the annotation of a GenBank genome assembly.
CUUUCCUUUCAGCACCCGUUGGGGCGGAAUGGACGAAAACAGCCAGCCUGUGGCUGUGCUGGUCCGCACCGAUGGUGCCCCGAAGACUGUGCCGCCGCUGAUUGUCUUCAGCAGUGUAAACUCUUCAGUGUCAGUUGGACGUGCUGAAAACAAUCAGAUCCCUCUGAAUGACAAAAAGAUCUCCAAGAAUCAUGCACUGCUCACCCUCCGGUCGUGCAAGCGCAAGGGCGCUCAGGAUGGGGAGGUGAUGAGGCGAGUGUUCAUCAAGGAUUCAUCCACCUUUGGCACCUUUGUGAAUGGCAAGCCGCUCAAAAAGGGUGAGUGGACCAUCCUUCAGGAGGGUGAUGCGAUAGGGCUGCGGAAUCCUCAUGGCAACCCCUCCAAUGGUGAGUACAAGGUUGUAUACCAGGAUGCAAUUGCACUGGUGAAUGGUGCUGUUUACCGUGGUGAGGUGCCGGUGAAAGCGGUUCCGGCUUCGGAGCCGUUGCAGAAGGCGCCGGCCCAGAAGCAAAAGCUGCCGGUGCCCCGCGUGAAGACGGAGAUCGAGGAGAAGCCCGACCGAAGCAAGGUGGCCGUGAAGGCCGAGCCGGAGGCUGGCAGCCCAGCAGGUCAGCCGGAGGCCGGCAGCCCGGUGAGUGAGGUCUCGGGUCCCAAGGCGGCGCCCACCAAGGCAGAACCUCAAGAGGAUGUGAUGAACCCCUUGUCCGAAGUCAGUGAGGUCUCUGCGCCUGAUGAGGAUGAGAAGACGGAAAAUCUUCCUGUGCCAGGUGCUCUUCCUGUCCCAGGAGCUCCUUUGAUGAUGAUGCCUGGCAUGGGCUUAGUACCUGGCAUGCCUUUUGGUCUACCAGGACUGGUUCCUGGCGCACCCGGCUUCCCUUUGGUGCCUCCCAGCUUCCAGCCAAGCGGCCCAAUGCCCAAUGCCGCAUUGCCUGGUGCGAAGGCAGGUCAAAAUGCCAAGGCUCCAAGCCAAGCAGUAGCAGCCAAGCCUGUGGUGAUGACUAUCGGUGCUGAGUUUGUGGGCAUGCUCAUUGGACGAGGAGGAGAAGUUGUGAAACAGCUCUCAACGGAAAGUGGGGCGAGAAUUGAGAUCUCCAAGACAGAGACUGAAGGUGGCAAGGCAGGCGAGCGUACUGUCUACAUCAGUGGAUUGCAGGACUGUGUCGACAAGGCCAAGAAGCUCAUCGAUGAUGCCAUUGACAAGGCCAAGGAAAGAACCGGCCAGGUGAAUCCGAAUGCCUGCACUCUGAAAGUGCCUCAUGAACUCAUUGGCAUGCUCAUUGGGAGGGGCGGAGAGACCAUCAAGGAGUUGAAGAAGGAAAGUGGCGCCCGGAUUGAUAUCAACAAAGAGCCAGAUGAUGAGGGCUCCCAAGAUCGGCAAGUCCACAUCACUGGGCCUCCAGAGUGUGUGGAGUAUGCCAAGAAGAUGGUGGAGGAGAUGUUGGGCAAGUCCAGGGAGGGCCUGAGGGUCAAAGUGGAGGAUGAUGAAAGGGAUGGAGAUGGGGUUCCCAGUGGAAAUGCUCGUUCCAGUCGUGUGAUCAAGGUGCCAACGCAUAUGAUUGGUGUCCUGAUAGGCCGAGGUGGAGAGACAAUCUCCAAGAUUCAAAAGGACUCGGCUGCUCGAAUUGAGAUCAACAGGGAUGACAAGGAUUCGAAGGAACGCAGUGUGACCAUCACUGGCACAGGAGACAAUGUUGAGAGAGCGAUCCGGGCCAUUGAUGAUGUUCUGGAAAGCUCCGGCAAGGGUCGAAGACGAAGAGAUGCCGAUGCCGAUGAAGGUGCGUUGGUGCCGCUCGAUCGAAAGCCCUCUCCUGUGAAAGACAGCUGGGUUCCUGAGAAGGUCUACAUCGAUGAAGUUGAGAUGCCUUAUAGACCGAACUAUGUUCCUGAGCACGAGGAUGGCUUGCCCACCGACCUGGAAAUUUUUGUCAAAGGCCUUCCAAAGGUCUGUGCCGAGCGCGAUCUGUGGGAGCACCUUUACAGGCUAGGGGCGACUGAUGUGAAGGAGAUUCUCCUCCUGCGUCGCCAGAAGCAACCCAAGGGCAUGGCAUAUGUGGUCUUCAAUCGGCAUGACCAUGCUGUCCUUGCCAAGAACAAGCUCCACAACAUGCCAGCCUCUUCGAUCCCCUGCGGGGGUGAGACACCCAACGAGGACAAGCAACUGCUGCAGGUGCGCUUCUCCGAGUCCGAGCGGUGCAUCAAUGGGCGGAGCAAUGUCUAUGGUGCCGACAUGGCCGUGUUGCUGAUGGGCCCUCGUGGUCGAGCCAUGUUGGAGGUGAAGGAUGCUUCAGGCCUCCGCAAGGUGACGCUCACGGGGCGCAACAUGAAGACCUAUGGCCAAGUGGACGAAGACCCUCGGAUGCAUAUGGUCGUCUAUUACGAGACCGAUGAGGUGGAGAAUGUGACGAAAGCCAUUGAUUUGUGGGGGAAGCAGCUGGGUGAAAUCCAUCGAGAGAUUGUGGAGCGAAGCAAAGGGAAAGGGAAGGGGAAGGGUUGGCCACCUUGGCCUCCCUUUCCGCAUUACCCACGGCCCCAUGGCCAUCCCUAUGCACCUAUGCCGCCUCAUAUGCAUGGGCCUCCAAUGCCCCACAUGCAUCCUCCACCAGAGCCCAUCGUGGAAGCUCCGGUGAUCCUUACUCGUCGGCGGCGGGAGGGUGACGAUGGCUCCGAGAUGAGUCGCGAGAAAGUCAUGGAGGCCACAAGUUUGCGUGGCCGAGAAUUGAGAUGGCAACCUUGGCCGGAUGUGAGCAAGUUCAAUGGGGAGUGGAAGGUCAUCCCUUUGAGAUGGGGCCUUCGUGGUGAGCUUUUUGUUCUUCUUCGCCACCGCGAGUCGGGAGAAACCAAGGUUUGUGCCGCUGAAGUGCAAAAUCCUUUAGAGAAGUGGCCAGUCUUGCACACCAACUCGGGCCCUUCAUCCCCAUCUGCCAAGUAUAAGUCUUUCACCUUCAAUGAACACCUCUUUGUGAUUUCGAUUGACCGGGAGUCCGGCACCUUGAAGGUCUUCCAUGUGCCUGACCCGGGCGCCUCGUGGAAUGUGGCCUUUGAGACGACCCUGCCCGAAGAUCCCCGAGAUCGGCAGGACUUCCCGGUGAGUCGCUUUGCCAAGCUCUGCGUGUUUUACGGAGCCGAUCGGAUACCAUCGAUCAUUGCCGUGGAGCCCAAGGCGCAGGGUGAGCGCCAUUGCUCGGUGUUCCGCAUCAAAGAUCCUGCUGUGGCUUGGACUCCUUGUUCCGAAGCUCCGGCACUGCCGGCCAAGGUGCGGCUUUUGAUGGUCUACACCAAGGCGAGGACACCAAGUCCAGACUUCGAGGCCUGCCUCUUUGCCAUUGCAUCUGGGGAGAUUACCGUUUACCAGGUGCCUUCUGAUCUAGACAAGCCCUGGGUUUCGAUCUCUAGCUUGCCAUUUCCGGAUGACACGCGCCUUAGCUGCAUCUAUGUGCCGGGCAAACCGGAGCCUUUGCUCAUGGCGGGAAGCCCCACGGAAAAGAUGCAGAAGCUGUGCCAUCUGAAUCUGAUGGAAUGGCGCUUAGCCAAGCAAGAUGAGCGGAUGCCUCCACCCAAGGUGCCAGUGGUGGAGGAGAAGUUUAGUCGACCCAUGUCCUCCUUAUGGCCAGACAGCCGGGAAGGGCGAGAUCCACAAACUGUGGUCGCACUGCCUGUGGAUUGCACCGCUGAUUUGGCUGUGAGCCGACAUAGUUGGGUCACCACGCCAAUCUUGCCUCCUGGUGGGGAAAUGGGCCCACCACCGUUGCCUGUGGGACACCGGCCUCCGUUCGAGUACCGUCCAGGCCCACCACCAGGCUUCGAAGGAAGAGGGCCAAGGCCUCCUUUCGAGUUUGCUCCCGGUCCACCUCCUGGCUUCGAUGGACGGCCACCUCGGCCACCCUUUGACUAUCAUCCACCACCUGCCAGGCCACCCUUUGAUGGUCCUCCACCGGGUUUCGGCUACAGGCCACCCUUUGAUCCAGGUCCCCCUCCCGGCUUUGAUGGCGCCGAGCCGCCCACCCACCGGCGGCGCCGGCACCGGCACCGGCGCGGGGAGGGGGAAGGGGAUGGUGAAGGACGAAAACGGCGCAGAGCCGAGAAGGCUGAGAAAGCCGAGAAGGUCGAGAAAAGCGAGAAGGAAGAGAAGGCUGAUGGGGAGGAAGAGGCGGCCGAGCCAAAAGAGUCAAAGAGGCGGCGGAGGCAUGAGAGGAAAAAAAGUUCAAACAGUUGAGGUAUGGAUGGAAGAUCUUGCAGCCUGACUUAAUCAUUAGCGGAGUAAAAAGUUGCGCCCUGCAGCCCAGCUGCACGCAUGAUUUGGCUUUAGUUUGACAGUUGUUUUGCUGCGGUUUGCCUGAAGCGCUGCAUGAAUUUCAGGGUAGGGCAUCGUUUGUAAACAGGCUUGUCCCAACUUGUCAUGCGCACUCAUGCAAACCAACCUUUGACUGCGUCCAUGCAGAAUUAAUUAUCACCUUCUUUCUCUUCACAGGUCACGACGGGCCAGCUCCAUGGAUGAGACCAG